AUGGGGCGUGGUCUGUGCGGGGGCGUGGUCGCGUCCAGGGGGCGUGGCCUGUCGGAGGGGGCGUGUCCGAGGAGGGGGCUCGGCGCGGUGGGUGCGGAGGGCGCGGCAGCGGCGGCCAUGGACGGGCGGCCCGGGCCGAGGCCGACCCCCGAGGGCCGCCGGGAGCGCUCCCGGGACGCCGCCCGGUGCCGGCGCAGCCGCGAGGCCGAGGUGUUCGGGCAGCUGGCGCUGGCGCUGCCCUUCGCCCGCGGCGUCAGCGCCCACCUGGACAAAGCGUCCAUCAUGCGCCUGACCAUCAGCUACCUGCGCGUGCAGCGCCUGCUGGCCGCGGGUGCGUGGGCGGCGGCGGCCGAGGCGGUGGACGGCUGCUACCUACAGGCUCUGAGCGGCUUCGUGAUGGUGCUGAGCAGGGGGGGGGACAUGAUUUACCUGUCCGAGAACGUCAGCCGCCUGCUGGGCUCAGCCCAGCUGGAGCUGAUCGGGCACAGCGUGUUCGACUUCGUGCACCCCUGCGACCACGAGGAGCUGCACGACGUGCUGGGCCCGCGCCAGGGGGGUCCCCGGCGGCGGGGGGAGCGCUCGGGCCGCAGUUUCUCGCUGCGCAUGAAGAGCACCCUGAGCGGCCGCGGGCGCUGCCUCAACCUCAAAGCGGCGUCCUGGAAGGUGCUGCACUGCGCGGGGCACAUGCGGACCUACUCGGGGGCGGGGGGCGGCGACCCCCCCCUGCGGUGCCUGGUGCUGAUCUGCGAGGCCAUCCCCCACCCCGGCAACAUCGAGGCCCCGCUGGGCUCGGGCACCGUCCUCACCCGCCACUCCAUGGACAUGAAGUUCACCUACUGCGACGAUAGGAUCGGGGAGGUGGCCGGGUACCACCCCGAGGAGCUCCUGGGCUGUUCCCUCUACGAGUUCGUGCACGCGCUCGACUCCAACACCCUGAGCCGCAGCGUCCACACCCUGCUGAGCAAGGGCCAGGCUGUCACCAGCCAGUACCGGUUCCUGGCCAAGCGCGGGGGGUUCCUGUGGGCGCAGACCCAGGCCACCGUCAUGGGCGGGGGGCGAGCGGCGCCCGAGGGCAUCGUGUGCCUGCACUUCGUGCUCAGCCGCGUGGAGCAGCGCGGGCUGGUGCUGUCCCUGGAGCAGACCCAGCGCCGCGAUUUGGGGAGGGGGCGUCGCCCCCCGCCCCCCGGCUGGGGGUCCCGGGGGGUCCCGGGGGUCCUGGCCUUCGUGCGCCCCUCCCACGUGCCCGAGGCCGCCCUGCAGAGGGACCCCCGGCGCUUCUGCACCCCCGAGCUCGUCCGGCUCCUCGCCCCCAUCUUCGACCCCCCCCCCGCGACCCCCGCCCCUCCCCGCCGCCCCCGCAGCCCCCUCCCCGCCCCCAAACGGGUGCUGCAGGUCCAGAAGAUUUUUGGGGGGAGCCGCGGCCCCGGGACCACCCUGCAGUCGCCCCCCCUGGACCUGGCCAUGCUGGCCCCCUACAUCCCCAUGGACGGCGACUUCCAGCUGGGCGGGGCCGAGCCGCAGAGGGGGCGGGGCCUGCGCCGAGCUGGCCCCGCCCACAAGCACGAGGCCCCGCCCCCGAGGCCCCGUGCACGCAGCUUCCCCGGGCGAGGCCCCGCCCCCUCCCGGCCUGGCCACGCCCUUCCGAGAUGGGGCAGCGACCCCGCCCUCGGCCACGCCCAGCGGCCACGCCCUGCUAGAAAAGAGGGGCUGCUGCUGAGUGGCGACCCCCCAGGAGUGAGCCUGGGCCAGGAGCAGCCCCUGG
Haemorhous mexicanus (house finch) is the source of this 1762-nucleotide messenger RNA. It is a transcript of the gene HIF3A, whose product is annotated as hypoxia inducible factor 3 subunit alpha. Lineage: Eukaryota; Metazoa; Chordata; Aves; Passeriformes; Fringillidae. Gene Ontology annotation, biological process: cellular response to hypoxia; regulation of transcription by RNA polymerase II. The record is from RefSeq and is a predicted model, not a curated record. Gene Ontology annotation, molecular function: protein dimerization activity; DNA-binding transcription factor activity, RNA polymerase II-specific; RNA polymerase II transcription regulatory region sequence-specific DNA binding.